Messenger RNA from Hippoglossus stenolepis (Pacific halibut), 1758 nucleotides. It is a transcript of the gene tfpia, whose product is annotated as tissue factor pathway inhibitor a. Gene Ontology annotation, cellular component: extracellular region. NCBI's taxonomy places the organism in Eukaryota, Metazoa, Chordata, Actinopteri, Pleuronectiformes, Pleuronectidae. The record is from RefSeq and is a predicted model, not a curated record. The transcript has 7 exons. Gene Ontology annotation, molecular function: serine-type endopeptidase inhibitor activity. Gene Ontology annotation, biological process: negative regulation of peptidase activity. The coding region runs from base 106 to 954 and encodes 282 amino acids.
CUUACUCACACACGCACGCGCAGUAACACAACUUCAGCCCUUCAACUUGAUGAAGUUUCCCACUGAACUUUACAUUCAGCGCGGAUCAGUCCUCCGCUCAGCAGCAUGGCUCUAUCGGGCAAGUGGUGGAUUCUGUGCGCGCUCUCACUCUCCUGCCUCGGCUCCUGCAGAAGAGAUGGACAAGCAGAAGGAGCCCAACCCGAGCUCUUCAUCUUCAACGAGUUGUGCGCCCUGAAGGACGAGCCGGGGCCUUGCAAGGCCAUUAAGGACAGAUUCUUCUUCAACGUGGACACGGGACACUGUGAGCCGUUUGAAUACGGAGGCUGCGGAGGGAACGCCAACAACUUUGAGACCAUUGAAGCAUGCAAGGAAACGUGUGUCGUCUCAGACGACAAGAACCCCUGUCAUCUAGACGUGGCCUUCGGCCCCUGUCGGGGGAUGGUGAAGCGCUACUUCUUCGAAAGCACGAGUCAGGAGUGCAAGCAUUUCUAUUACGGCGGCUGCUUCGGCAACGCCAACAACUUCAGGAGCCUGGCGGAGUGCCAGGCGAGAUGUCCGAACACAGUAAAACCCACCGAGGCACCAGAGGUCCUCGCACACACUGCUAGAAGAUUAGCUGUUGUCCAGCCGACCGAAGUACCUGAAAAACUGGCUCUACUUCAACCUCAAGUGCAACUGAAUUACUCUAAUCAGGAGACAGAAGAGAGGAAGCACAAGGGGGUGUGCUUCAGUUCAUUGGACACAGGAACAUGUGACGGUGCCGAGAAGAGAUUCUUCUUCAACUCCAAGGCCAAGAGAUGCCAGAUGUUCCACUACAGUGGAUGCGGAGGAAACGGGAACAACUUCAUGUCCCGGAAGCACUGUUUCAGAAAGUGCAUUAGAAAUGGUCACGGGAGCCCGAUGAUCCGGAUAAGGAAGAAAAACCUCGGCAACAUUGUUCAUCGCUCGGUCUGAACACUGCCUCAGAUCCUUCACUACUGAGAAGUCACCUGUAUUUAUGUCCAUAUUUGUAUUUCUAGCUUUACUCCUGCAGGUGUUUCACGGUGCAACAGUACUUGUGUCCGACCAACCUCUCGUGCACCUGACUUAACUUUGUAGUGACUGAAUCAUUAUGCGUUUCAAUAUCUCAGAGACAAAAAACGUACGUUUGGCUGAUUUAAUAAUGCAGCUCUUUACACUAAUGUUAUGCAUAUCAGCUCUUUUGCGUGUGAAUAUUAUGUCUUUAAUCAAACAGUUUCAGAACUGUGUUGCCAACGUACUGAUAUAAACCGUUUUACUGCGACUUUUGAGAAAAACGCCAAAGUUACUCUAUGAUUUUUGUUCUGUGACUGUGCUUUUUCUACGGUGUUUUUAUUGGUGAAGCUCCACUAUUGUUUAUCAAUGUGAGGAGCAGCGUUAGCAGAUUAAAGCAGCGGAUUAUCCUUGUUCCAGGAUCAAUGACAACAGAACCAAAUGCUCUCAAGCAAAACCAUUCAUCACGAGGACCAUGUCCUCACGGCUGUAAAUCAAUGUGAACGAGGUAGCGACUGCUUUACUCUUGUCAGAUAAGGUUAAUUAUACAUGAACUUUUAGUUUUUUUCCCCUUUUAAAUCAAUAUAAUGCAGCUUUAUAAAUGACUGUAUUGUAUUGCUGGUGUUGUUGUUCUUUGUUGUCGUUGUCGAGUUGAAACAGAGGGGGGCAGUGUUGUGUAAGGUAAGUUUAUGGCUGUAAAGAACUGGAGAGUCAGAUUUCAUCAAAUAAAUUUACACUAUAUUCCAA